AUGACGUCAUGGCAUCACGAAUGUGACCCAGAUUUCCUCGUCCUUCGUCCCAGAGCAAACAGUUCAACAGGCAUCGAUCCAGACGCCAUAUCCGACGAUGGAUCAGACGACAACGACGACCGGGAGGACGACCAAGGGAUAUGGCAGCAACGUUCCCCAUCACCUUCAUCAUCCGUCUCCCAUCUCGCAGCCAGCUUCGUUCAAAGGAUUGGCACAUUCGUGGGGGGCAUAGCACCACGAUCACCUAUGCUAAGCGACGCAGAGCUAGAAGCUGAAGUGGAGAGGGAACGCGACCGUAGUCGCAGAGAAGCGGAAGCUAUACUCACACGGGAGGCUCAGCAGAGGAGACUCGUUGAAGACCGUGUGCUGUCUAUGAUGGAGAGCACAAAGUCGCUCCCUCCACCGCCCUCCAGGUCUCAGACUAUGCCUAAUCCACCGUCUCCGUCUAAUUCUCAGAAAGAGUCGGGUGGCGCUACUAGUUGGUGGUCUACUGCGAAGAGUAGGCUUAUGCCUACGAAAGACCCUCCGACGCCUGCUCAGCAAAUUAUAUUGGAGGCGAAGGCGAGGGAGAAGGAUAACAAGAAGAACGCCAAAGGCAAGGAGAAAGAGUGGCCUGCAAACGCCCAAGGCAAGUUCAGCGAUCCAGCUUUCGUGAACCUCACCAUCCCAACCACACCCGUCCGACGCGUCCCCGUGCCUUCUUCCUCCCCGUCUUCGCCUACCCCUUCUCGUCCGAGUCUCUCGAAUAUGCCACCCAACCUGACGCCUUCUCCCAUGCGUACAACGGAUACGUUGUCUUCCUCCCCUUCUCACGAGGCGCCACCUUUGUACACGCAGUUCACAUCCCAAGGGACGCUAGACGUACCAGGUACACUCCUCAUGAUAGCCAAACGCUUUGAGAAGCUCGAGAAAUGGACCGAAGCGGACAAAGAGAAGGAGAAAGAGAAGGACAAGGAAUCCGAGUCCGAGUCGCUGAGACACCCGGGUUCAACGGACAACGUGAAAGAUGAAAUCCACGACCUCCGAGACGAGGUGGUCGAGCUUCAAGGCCGAUUAGGCGAACUAGGCCGGGAGAUGGCGAAAAUUGCAACGGCCCCCAAUAAUCUUUCUGCAGGACCUAAAGCACAGUCCGCCGCUGUAUCGGUAGCACCACAAACCACUUCGUCCAUCGUCACGCACUCACAUCCGACUUCUUCAAUUGCAACGCACUUGACAGGAUCACCGUCAGCACCCAGCACGCCCAUCCACCAUCCCAGGUCAUCAAGUACCACUGCCAGAGAAUCUACAAGUCCGCCUAUGACUUCGAAGAGGAGAGAAUCGGGCACGAGGUUACCGUACCCUGCGGGGGAUUAUUCUUCUCCGCCAGAUACGUUCUCCCCUGGUAACUCUCCACCAUCGUCAAUUAGUUCUGCCAUGAGGCCUUUGUCCACGGCCAUUUCGGGUUUACCCCUCCAUUCAUCCUCAGGACUGGUUACACUACCGGGUGCUUCAUAUUCUACCACCUCUCUUUCCGGUACGGGUAGGCCGCCAUCCCCGCCUGCUCAACCCAAGUUCGCUCCUGCCUCUGCUUCUGCCGCACGCACGGCCAGCCCAACACCCGCACCGGCCAAAGGACGAGGAGCACAACAAGGAUUGCCACCGCCGAAAUCGGCUGCUGGGAAAAGACAAACGAGUGUAAGCCCCACGCCGAGGAAACGGUACACCGUUGCGCUUGGAGGACCGAUAACUGCGCCUGAUGAGGAUGAAUUUUCUUCAAACGCCGCUUCUUUGUUUUAUGCCACCGCCGCCAAUACAGCCGCCAAUACCAAUGCGAAUAUUACUAAUACCCACACGGAUCCACCUGCUACUGCUCUUUUAUUGAAAAGGGUAGGCACACCACGGUCGUACUCCCGUGUGAUUGGGGGGUCUUUUUCCGUUUCUCCCGUAGGGGACGAUGAAGAUGACAAGAAAAAGGAAGACGAAGGAGCAGGCGAGUUCGGAGAAGGUGAAGAAAUCAUCGGCAAGUCCUCUGGGAUCAAGCUCAAGAUUGCGAAUGGGAGUCUGUCUUCCACCGCGUCAAACUCGAUAUCUCCUGGUGGACCUGGAGGUGGCGAUUACAAGUCCACAGCCACGACCUCACCGUCGCCGUCCACUCGUCGGAUCAGGGCACAGAACAGUUCAACAGGCAUCGAUCCAGACGCCAUAUCCGACGAUGGAUCAGACGACAACGACGACCGGGAGGACGACCAAGGGAUAUGGCAGCAACGUUCCCCAUCACCUUCAUCAUCCGUCUCCCAUCUCGCAGCCAGCUUCGUUCAAAGGAUUGGCACAUUCGUGGGGGGCAUAGCACCACGAUCACCUAUGCUAAGCGACGCAGAGCUAGAAGCUGAAGUGGAGAGGGAACGCGACCGUAGUCGCAGAGAAGCGGAAGCUAUACUCACACGGGAGGCUCAGCAGAGGAGACUCGUUGAAGACCGUGUGCUGUCUAUGAUGGAGAGCACAAAGUCGCUCCCUCCACCGCCCUCCAGGUCUCAGACUAUGCCUAAUCCACCGUCUCCGUCUAAUUCUCAGAAAGAGUCGGGUGGCGCUACUAGUUGGUGGUCUACUGCGAAGAGUAGGCUUAUGCCUACGAAAGACCCUCCGACGCCUGCUCAGCAAAUUAUAUUGGAGGCGAAGGCGAGGGAGAAGGAUAACAAGAAGAACGCCAAAGGCAAGGAGAAAGAGUGGCCUGCAAACGCCCAAGGCAAGUUCAGCGAUCCAGCUUUCGUGAACCUCACCAUCCCAACCACACCCGUCCGACGCGUCCCCGUGCCUUCUUCCUCCCCGUCUUCGCCUACCCCUUCUCGUCCGAGUCUCUCGAAUAUGCCACCCAACCUGACGCCUUCUCCCAUGCGUACAACGGAUACGUUGUCUUCCUCCCCUUCUCACGAGGCGCCACCUUUGUACACGCAGUUCACAUCCCAAGGGACGCUAGACGUACCAGGUACACUCCUCAUGAUAGCCAAACGCUUUGAGAAGCUCGAGAAAUGGACCGAAGCGGACAAAGAGAAGGAGAAAGAGAAGGACAAGGAAUCCGAGUCCGAGUCGCUGAGACACCCGGGUUCAACGGACAACGUGAAAGAUGAAAUCCACGACCUCCGAGACGAGGUGGUCGAGCUUCAAGGCCGAUUAGGCGAACUAGGCCGGGAGAUGGCGAAAAUUGCAACGGCCCCCAAUAAUCUUUCUGCAGGACCUAAAGCACAGUCCGCCGCUGUAUCGGUAGCACCACAAACCACUUCGUCCAUCGUCACGCACUCACAUCCGACUUCUUCAAUUGCAACGCACUUGACAGGAUCACCGUCAGCACCCAGCACGCCCAUCCACCAUCCCAGGUCAUCAAGUACCACUGCCAGAGAAUCUACAAGUCCGCCUAUGACUUCGAAGAGGAGAGAAUCGGGCACGAGGUUACCGUACCCUGCGGGGGAUUAUUCUUCUCCGCCAGAUACGUUCUCCCCUGGUAACUCUCCACCAUCGUCAAUUAGUUCUGCCAUGAGGCCUUUGUCCACGGCCAUUUCGGGUUUACCCCUCCAUUCAUCCUCAGGACUGGUUACACUACCGGGUGCUUCAUAUUCUACCACCUCUCUUUCCGGUACGGGUAGGCCGCCAUCCCCGCCUGCUCAACCCAAGUUCGCUCCUGCCUCUGCUUCUGCCGCACGCACGGCCAGCCCAACACCCGCACCGGCCAAAGGACGAGGAGCACAACAAGGAUUGCCACCGCCGAAAUCGGCUGCUGGGAAAAGACAAACGAGUGUAAGCCCCACGCCGAGGAAACGGUACACCGUUGCGCUUGGAGGACCGAUAACUGCGCCUGAUGAGGAUGAAUUUUCUUCAAACGCCGCUUCUUUGUUUUAUGCCACCGCCGCCAAUACAGCCGCCAAUACCAAUGCGAAUAUUACUAAUACCCACACGGAUCCACCUGCUACUGCUCUUUUAUUGAAAAGGGUAGGCACACCACGGUCGUACUCCCGUGUGAUUGGGGGGUCUUUUUCCGUUUCUCCCGUAGGGGACGAUGAAGAUGACAAGAAAAAGGAAGACGAAGGAGCAGGCGAGUUCGGAGAAGGUGAAGAAAUCAUCGGCAAGUCCUCUGGGAUCAAGCUCAAGAUUGCGAAUGGGAGUCUGUCUUCCACCGCGUCAAACUCGAUAUCUCCUGGUGGACCUGGAGGUGGCGAUUACAAGUCCACAGCCACGACCUCACCGUCGCCGUCCACUCGUCGGAUCAGGGCACAGAACUCAGACUCCUACCAUGGGGACCACCGCGCCGCUAAAGCCGAAGUUGAGGUCCCGGUCUUCUGA
Messenger RNA from Laccaria bicolor S238N-H82, 4311 nucleotides. RefSeq lists its product as uncharacterized. The transcript is spliced from 7 exons. Lineage: Eukaryota; Fungi; Basidiomycota; Agaricomycetes; Agaricales; Hydnangiaceae. Bases 1 to 4311 code for a protein of 1436 amino acids. The record is from RefSeq and is a predicted model, not a curated record.